AUGGACCUGCUUGGCUCUCCCUUAACCGCCACAUCCGCUCACCCCAAGUCAACUCCUGCCCGCUUUCUGCCUGCCAUCAGCCCCAUGGCUUCGAGCUACAAGAACCGUGCUCCUCGCUACGCCGUGCUGCAGAGUUACGGCCUCCCCUGGAUGCCCAGAGCCUACUAUAAGGCCGCUGCCACCCACCCCACUCUGGCUCCCUUGUGUGGCACCUGCCAGGGCUUGAGCCCCAGCGAGAUGCUGCCUUCUGUGUCAAACAGAACGGCGCUUUUCACCCGCUACAGCCCCGACGACUGGUACCGCUCCAACCAGAGCAACUACCACGAGGCGGAGACGUCCCGGCGCAAGGCGGAGCUGCUGACGGCUGAUACCUCCCGCCUGGUGCAGGACAAAUACCAACAGACCAGCAAGAGCCAGGCAGACAACACAAAGAAGCUGGGGCAGCAAGUCAACGACAUUGAGUUUUGGAAGGCGGAGCUCUGCCAUGAGCUGGCAGAGAUCAUCAAGGAGAGCGAUGCCCUGAGAGAGAUGAAGGCACGACUGGAGAGAGCUCUGGCCGAGACAGAGGCCCCUCUCCAGGUUGCUUGGGAGUGCCUCCUGCAGCGGGAGAAGAGGAUGGGCAUCGACCUUGUCCAUGAUGAGGUGGAGAAAGAGCUUUUAACAGAAGUGGAUGGCAUCAGGGCCUGCCAGGAGAGGAUACGGCUAUUCCUGGAGAAGCACGAGCUGGAGAAGGACCUGGCCAACAAGCAGGCAGCCCGCCGCAUCAACGACAAGUGCCACCAGCUGAGGAACUGCUCCGACGGCAUCAGCUACUACCACGGGGUGCAGCGGCACGGGCUGACCGCGGGCCUCUCCUUUCCCCCCACCAGCAUCUCCGUGCCCAAGUCGUGGGCCAAGUUCAGCGACGACAACAUCCUCCAGUCGCAGAGAGAGCGGGUGGCCUCCACCCAGCUGCGGGACUCCAUUGAGAACCUCAUGGAGGUGACAGCCACCGAGAUGCGGUGCCAGUUCAACAGGGUGAACGUGGCCCUCACCAACCGCAUCGCCGAGAUGCCAAGAAUAAGCUUCGGGCCCACCUGGCCAAGGUAG
Messenger RNA from Colius striatus (speckled mousebird), 1089 nucleotides. RefSeq names its product tektin-3-like. Lineage: Eukaryota; Metazoa; Chordata; Aves; Coliiformes; Coliidae. The transcript is spliced from 5 exons. Gene Ontology annotation, biological process: cilium movement involved in cell motility; cilium assembly. Gene Ontology annotation, cellular component: microtubule cytoskeleton; nucleus; sperm flagellum. The coding region runs from base 1 to 1089 and encodes 362 amino acids. The record is from RefSeq and is a predicted model, not a curated record.